AUGUGGCUAUCACAGGUGAAACAGCCCAGAGGAGCCAAACUACCUAUGAACCACGUUGCAUCCACGCUCGAUCUCCGGAUUAUAUGUAUGACUGCUGAGGCUAUUGCCUGGGGGGCCAUAUAUCACGCUUGGGGCAAGCAAAAAUCCAAGCUCAGGGCCGGACCUUUCUCAUAUAUACCCGUGCAUGACCGAACAGCUGCUACAGAAGCAUGGCUAGGCACUGAAUAUACUUCAGGACUGUCAUCGUCCCAAAAUGCCGCAAUAGGAAUUGUGAAUGUAUACCACUUCUUCAAUCUUUCUGGCCCACUAGGCGUCGAAGGAGUGCGCAAAACUCUGUGCACUGCCUCCUUGUUAUCUGUCACAAUUGAAGCUGAUUACCGAGGAGCCAAAGAUGGGACAGAGUUUGGGGACGACGACGUUUACUGUCUUGCUGCCGACCUGGGCAAUCAAGUCCUCUCGGAUCCCAUGUUCGAGCCCCUAAUCGAUGAUAUUACCCUGACAUCUAGCGUUAUAUAUCACCGCGAUCGUGACUGGAACGGAGCGGUGGAAGGCCAUGAGAUGGUUCCGCACCCUCUUCACGUCGCCGACUUACGUUGGGUCGACGGCGCUGGCUGUUCGCUCUACCGUGCUACCGUUAACUUUGCCCCCGCAGGGGCAUUCAAGCAAGCCAUGUUAGCUCCUACCCAAUGUCACCACAUGCGCUUGAUCAUGGAUCAGGUUUUCAAGUACAACGAAAUAACGGACAUACAUUCCGAUAUAUGGCUGGAUCGACCCUUGAAUGAACUUAUAACCGCCUACAUGUUCGGUGGUGAAGCUGGAAUCAAGGAUUACGCCUAUCUUUGCGCAAACAUCCUCGACACUAUCGCGGGAUGCCAUCGGUGUGCUAGUCUGACAAAGGAACUUGCUCAGCUUAAUGCUAUGUCGGCCCUGGCCUAUGUAGCAAUUCCGAGAUAUGCCCUUUUGGCUGAAGUAAAGCUCCACGAGGUUCCAGGCGUGUGCUGGCUCCCUCCCACCCCUGACCUGGGUGACAGAAUUGGAGCGAGACCAGUCCUACAUAAUGACUCCUGGCAAUUACCUACAUACAAUCCCGGGGAUGUUUCGACAGAGUCAGUUGCCCGUGCUUUUGUUCUCCGUGUCUAUGGGCGAACAGACAUAAGUGAGAUCAAUGAUGCUCUCUGUAGCUGCAUCAGGCAGGACUUUCCUAAUGUCACACUUCCCGUCAUUCUCUCGCUCCACCGAGUAGUAUCGCGGAAUUGGAGACUGGAAGGCACAGAACAACUCACUACACAGCUUUGGAAAGGGCUUACCAGCGAGGCUUGGGACCACAGCAUAGCGGCCAACUUCUACAACAAGCUGUGCGUUUGUUUAAGCUCGGCACAAACGGAUGCAAUGCGCCAAGAUGUUAGCGAAUUUGUAGGCCUACUAGGCUUUGUCAUUGAGCGUACCACAGUCAAUCCUUACAUCCGAACACAAGCCUUCGCCUCAUAA
Messenger RNA from Penicillium griseofulvum, 1488 nucleotides. RefSeq lists its product as uncharacterized. The record is from RefSeq and is a predicted model, not a curated record. Lineage: Eukaryota; Fungi; Ascomycota; Eurotiomycetes; Eurotiales; Aspergillaceae. The coding region runs from base 1 to 1488 and encodes 495 amino acids. The transcript has a single exon.